AUGACAGAAGAUGGACAAAACAUGACAGAAGAUGGACAAAAAAUGACAGAGGAUGAGCAAAAACGACAAAUAUCGAAAUCAGAUCCACAGGUCUCACUAACCUUUGACGCCUUAUUAAAAAAGCAUAGAAAAGAAAAAAAAGAUUUGCAAAAUCAAAUAACUGGCAUGAAAAAACAAGCAUCCAAAUCAAAAAGGAAACAAAUCAACAAUAGAUGUAUUGAACUAGAAGAAAAACUAAAAUUAGAUCAUGAACAAGAACUCAAGAAUUGGAAAGUUGCAAAUAACAUGAUCGAUGAAAAUGAUGAAGAUGACAACGACAAUUACACCGAAAUAACCCCUGAAAAGCUCAUUGAACAAUUGAGUCUAUCCCAAGACCCUUCUCCGGAAAAGACAUCGAGUAAAAAUGACAACUAUGCUGCGCUACCGCAACCUACCAGACGUCGUAAUCGACAAAGGGAAAAACUGGCUAAAAGAGAAGCAGAAAUCCAAAGAAUAAAAGAAGAAGCACGCAAAGAAGCAUAUGAACAACCCGAUUUGAAGAAAAUAGAACAAGAAACAUUGGAAAAAAUCUAUGAAAUUAAAUCUUUAAAACAAGUUGAUAUAAAGCCAGAUGGUCAUUGUUUGUUUGCAUCCAUAUUAGACCAAUUGAAAUUGAGACAUAGUAACGUACAACAUCCAUAUUGUUUCCCUCAGACAUACACUAAAAAUACCCAUAUUAAUGAUCUUGAUGUUUAUGAUUUACGUUCGUUAGCUGCUUGCCACAUUAGAGAACAUAGCAACGACUUUACACCAUACUUGUUUGAUGAAAGUACGAUGAGUUUAAAAGAUGUUAACCAAUAUACUAAAUCAUUAGAAGAAACUGCUUGUUGGGGUGGUGACGUUGAACUAAUGGCCUUGUCUAACAUCUUUCAAUGUUGUAUUGCAAUUAUUUCUAGUGGCAAAUCCACUAUUAUUAUUAAUGAAGAUAAAUUCAAAUCAAUGAACCCUGAAUUGAAGUUGGUUUAUUAUAAACAUAGUUAUGCUCUAGGUGAGCAUUAUAACUCAUUGCAUGAUAUAUAA
Messenger RNA from Saccharomycodes ludwigii, 1059 nucleotides. It is a transcript of the gene OTU2, whose product is annotated as deubiquitinase OTU2. Gene Ontology annotation, molecular function: cysteine-type deubiquitinase activity. The record is from RefSeq and is a predicted model, not a curated record. The transcript has a single exon. Gene Ontology annotation, biological process: protein deubiquitination. Lineage: Eukaryota; Fungi; Ascomycota; Saccharomycetes; Saccharomycodales; Saccharomycodaceae. The coding region runs from base 1 to 1059 and encodes 352 amino acids.